Molecule: messenger RNA, 2402 nt
Organism: Metschnikowia bicuspidata var. bicuspidata NRRL YB-4993
Lineage: Eukaryota; Fungi; Ascomycota; Pichiomycetes; Serinales; Metschnikowiaceae
Exons: 1
Coding region: 73-2289 (738 amino acids)
Biological process (GO): protein polyubiquitination; protein monoubiquitination
Cellular component (GO): ubiquitin ligase complex
Molecular function (GO): ubiquitin-ubiquitin ligase activity
Source: RefSeq, a predicted model, not a curated record
GCCGUUUUUAUCACGUUUCCCAACACCAACCCAUUUCGAAAAAGACCCACCUUAAGCGUGCCGGAGCUUUCCAUGAGCAUCUUCCAAAAGGGCUUCAAGCGUGGAGCAGCUCUGGGAUCCAAAUUUAAUCUUGAUUUGUCCAAAACAGAAGUCGUGGGCUCCACAUCACAAUCUUGCCCGAAUCUGCCAGCAACAUACCUGGUAAAGUCACCCGCACACGAAGAUGUGCCCAUGUGGAAUAUUCUACCCUCGUAUCAGUUGUAUGAGUCGACAUACGCCAAAGUAGUGGAUCCUCUGAUUGAGGAUAUGGGAAGUGAGCCUCCUGUCUAUGAGGAUACACCAACACAACUGUCUUCUUCAGACACGGGGAAUGACUAUUUUAGUCAACAACCGAAUGCACCUGGUGGUAGCCCAAGCUUUCGUUCCCCCGAGCCUCGCUGGGAAAAUACCAUCUUGGCCCAUGCCCACCGCAUGAAACACGUGGACGAGUUCAAUAAGCUAGUGGCUGAUAAGUUGAAGAUCGAUAUACAUUUGACGAAAAAGCCGGGUGCUCGGGGAAGAAAACCCGAGUUCUACAGCCCACUUGAAAAAGAGUUUCUGCAGGGCGACACAAUCCAUGGGCACGUUAUUGUUGUUAACACAUGUAAGGAGCCGUUGAGCUUUGAUAUGUUCUCGGUGGUUUUUGAGGGACGCAUGGCCGUCAAUAGCAGCGAUGGCUCGGGAUCGAAGCCGCAUCUCUUCUUCAAGUUUCUCAAUAUGUUCGACUUCAACGCUUCAUGGACCCCGGUAAAUUUUGAGGAUCCGCUGGACUACAUCGAUCCGGUGGAUAAGACUACCCUUCAAUUCCCAACGAAAAGGGAAUUCCAGCCGGGCGUAGCUUACAAAAAGUUUUUCAACUUCACAGUUCCCAUGAAGCUCUUGGAUUGUGCAUGUGAAGUCCAUAACAUACCGGAGCAUUGCGUGCUCCUCCCAAGUAUUGGGUUGGACAAGACAGUGUUUUUGCAGAGAUUACGUAAACUCCGGGAAGCUCCAAUCAAAGCAGACAAAGCCUUACAAUCAGCAGCGAGCCCGCUGAACCACAUGCAUUCUCUCGGAAAUCCCUCAGGCAAGAAAAUCGCCCCGAACCUUAUAACACGUGAUUACGGAUUUCCAGACACUUCCAUUAGCUACAGUGUGGAGACAAAAGUUUUUGGCAAGAGGUCCGUUUACGAAAGAGGCGGAAAACUUCACAACGAGGAGUUUAUCGUUGUGAAAGAGGCAAGCUUACCGUUACGAGUGAUCCCAAGAGUCCUCAACUCAAGCGCAAAUGAAGAAGAUGACAAUGGCUACAUAGCCGAUAAGCAUUAUGAGAUUUUCGUGAAAAGUGUUGAGAAAUGUCUUGAGACAGGCCGGAGGCUUGAACGAGGUGUUUCUUCAGAUCGCAUAACAAGGAAGCCUUCAACUACAAAACAAACUUAUGUGGCUGCUCCUACAGCUACAAAAAGUCAGCAUGAAGAAGAGUGCUCCAAGGUUCAUUUCCCGUAUAGAAAAAAGCAUUUGACGCAACCUGCGAAAAUAGUCGGUUUGCUUAAUGCAAUCAUUCCAAAACGCGAACUGAUUGUGCGUUAUGAAACUCCAUACAUAUUCAGCCCCGUGACAAAAAUCGAUACAGACAAGCUGGGAAGAUUGGAAGUUCCUAUAUGCCUUGAGUAUCUAAGUACUGAAAAUGACGGGAAGAUAGUCCGUGCACCAGAAAUACGGAGCAUCAGCACGAAAAUUGUGAUUUGCACUGUGAGGUCACAAAAAUACCCUAUACCAAUCGAGUUCACGCAGAAUAUGAAGUUCAGGAAUGUGGUGGGGACAAGCGAUGGCGUUGAAAGGUAUAUUGUUGCUCCAUUCAAAGCGUAUUUGGCUGAAUUAUGCAAACUAAUCACCAUAUACGGGACACAGGCCUUGGGAGUUUCAAACCAAUUACUAAUGGAUGUGAAAUGUUUGGCAAACUUGGAAGCCAAGAGCACCAGCCUAAAGAUUGAGAAUGUUAAAGUGCACAGCACAGGCGGACUUGGAUUCUGGCAAACUUCCACCGACUCAAAAAAGGCCGAGAAAAAAAUAUUUUUAGAUGUUGACAUCCAGAGCUUGUUUGUGAAAGAUUCAAAAAGGCCGAUGGAGGACAAAUUGCAAGGUGCUUUGACGCUUGUUCCCUCUUUUCAAAGCUGCAUUAUAGGUCGCUACUACUAUCUCUUGAUUGAGAUCAAACUAGGCAACGGGGAAACAAUGCCUGUGAAAGUACCCUUCAAGAUAUCCAACUAGAUUUAAAAUUGCACGGGAUAACUUCAUUUUAUGAAUAGCCUUUUUAUAUAUAUCGAGUGAAAUACAGUCGCAAUGUAUGUAUAGAAAUAUAUGGUUUACAAGAUGUUGACGUG